AUUAUGGAUUCUUCCAUAUUCACGAGCGUUUUGUUAGUCAUCCAAGCCAGGCUAGGACUGCGGUAGUCGGUAUUGAUAGUAACACUCUGGAUUCUUGCUGCCCUUGGACGGUGUACAACCAUUCUAGCUCCUAAUAUUUUACCUUUUGGCUUAGUGUUCUUUGCACCACGAUUUGGCUGCAAAGAUGGAUGUUUUGCCAAGCGGUGGGAUUUUCAAAGAAUUACAGUUGGUUCACGAUACUGGCUACUUUUCUGCUUCAAGCUCGCUGGAAGAAGACUGGCAUAUCAAUUGCUUGGAAAUGGAAAGAUACUUGAAAUCGGAGCCAUGUAGGUCACCGAAGGUCAAAGAACCCGAAAAUCCAUGGAAUAGAUUCUUAAUGAGAUGCACAGAUAUCGACCAAUCAGCAAGUAGCUCAGAUUCUGAAAUAAAUGACAGCAAGUUUGAUACAAUUAGCCUUAGUUCUAGUUCCAGUAGUAUUUCAUGGGAUAGUUCAGGUGAACUUUCACCUCUACCCUCAGCUUCUUCUGUAAGCUCUGACCCUUUUAAAGCAGAAUUUAAGGCCUUUAGUUUAGUGGAGAAUAGUUUAACACCGCCAUCUUCACCGGAGCUUAGGAAAACGAUUUUACCAGUAGCUGUUCCUAUAACUGCAUUAACUGUGAACGUGGUGAAUUCUGCUGCCGGAGUGCUGAAUCCCGGCUUCCGAAUGCCUUCUCGAGGAAGGACUAUUUCACAACCCCGUACUUUUACAAAGAAAACUGAGUCAUCACAAGAUGAUGAUAAAAGACGUAUCCACAAGUGUCCCUUUAAUGGAUGUCGGAAAGUUUACACUAAAAGCUCUCAUCUGAAAGCCCACCAGCGCACACAUACAGGUGAAAAACCAUACAAGUGCUCAUGGGAAGGCUGUGAGUGGCGAUUUGCACGUUCUGAUGAACUGACGCGCCACUAUCGUAAACAUACCGGUGCUAAGCCGUUUAAGUGCAAUCAUUGCGAUCGUUGCUUCUCGCGAUCUGACCAUCUGGCUCUGCACAUGAAACGUCACUUGUGAGGGAAUCAUGCAUCCGCAGAACUUUUCUUGCAAAACAGGAUCUGAAACUUCUUGGAGCAUGCGACGCUAUGAGACGUAUGGAAUUAUAUCUUGACAGUAAUGCGUGUUUGAUAUCAAUGAGAUAAGCAUUUGAUAUCAUUGGAACAUAUUUCUAACAUCAUGCAGAAAGAAGUGGUAUGAUGGAAGUCAUAGUAACAAAGCAGUAUAUUGGUUUGAAGGAUUACAGUAAAUGUUCUUGGUUGUGAGUAUCCUGAUGCCAAGAUUGGAUGCUUUACUAGAGUCCUAUCAGUGUUUGCUUUGGUAUUCUGGACUAUAGCUGGAUAAGUUAGGGUGGAAUUUGGUUUUUCUUAAAAAUACAGUUAUAGUAUGUUAGGGCAAGGAAAAUCUAUCUCGCAUUAGUCCGACUGCAAAAUUUUGAUGUGGAACACAUCAAUAAACUUGCAACCAACAAGGUCAAAGGUUAUUGAAGCACUGUGUGCUGGAUAUGCUGUCUUGAAACCUAAAUGCUUUUUAAACUUGUCUGUGAGGCAAAAACAUUUCUCCUAAAUUUACCAGAAGAAAGCUUGACAAAAUUUGAUCCUCUAAGCCUUUCUGCAAAUCUGAGUAUAGUAGUUCACAGCAAAAGCACAUACAGUAACUGAAUGUAAAGGUAUGGAUGAUGUGUUCAAUCAAUCAGAACAUAGUUCUGGUUAACCUUUUGAACUGGUGAUGAAGUAGUUUGUAAACCAAAGACAGAUUUUAAGCCAACAAAUAAUACCAAUUAAGCUCCAGGAAUUUUGGAGUAAAUUUGGUGCACUUGUUAAACUUGGCCCAUUCCAGCAACAAAGCCAUUGGUAAUUAAAGAAAAAAGAUUAAGCAAUUAGAUGUAAUGUUAAGGUGAAUUAAGGCAUACUAUACCCCUGGAAACUCUUAGUUUCACAUUAGUAUAUGGACUCCACGCUGCCUCUAUUUUUAUAACACUUAUUAAUACUUGCCAAUUUCAUUGAUACAUCCUAUUAUUGUUAACAUUAUCAUAUCAUUAUCAUUAUUAUUGAUAUUAUUGUUAUAUUGCUAUCAUCGUAGGGUUUGUAGGAUGGACGGUAUUGUACUGUAGUUACAGUAAUUAAGUGCAUAUACUAUUUUAAGCAUAUAAUUAAGUAUAUAUAGCUAAUAAAUAUUGAUUACUAAGGUGUACUGUAGUAAUGUAAAUGUAAAUUGGAUCCAAAGAUAAACGGUUAACCAUAUUCGGUGACGACCUUGAUACUCAAAAAUAUGAAAGGUCACAAAGGUCAACUCGAGGUCAACUUUGCGUAUGAAUAGCAUACUAGUUAAGUCUGCUGAAAAAAGUUAUUAAAAAAGUAUUAUUAUAUUAUUAUUAUUAUUAUUAAAUGUUGAAAUUAGUAAAGUCCAUAUGAUAUGAGACUUUCUUCCUAUAUGGAUUUUUAAAACAAGUGGCCAGUUUUUAGUGUCUGUCCAUUGCCUAUUGAGAAAUCAGCUAUUUGAACCGGUUCUCGACUAAUAACUGUCCCUUAUAGUGGACUAUUCAUGUCUUGGACCCAUGACGAUGCUUAUAAUCAAGGGCUCACAAAUUGACAUUUUUCAUUGCAUUCGAUGAGUAAAUACAGUUUAGUACUAUCCUAUCAAAAUUAUGGAGAAAAGUUUCAAUAUGCUUGUGAAAUUUUGCCUUGUAGUCUAACUAGUAAUUUGAAAUUGUAUGGUUCCUUCUUGUCGUUUCUGAAAAUCUUGGUAAAAGUGUUUCCAAUUGUAGCAGAGUGCCGAUGUGUAUCCAAAUUUUGUCCUAAAACUUCAAAAGUAUAUCCUAAAGUGUUGUGUAUGUGUAUGUACAGUACUGUACAGUAUGUGCGUAUUCCACAUGUGACAUGAAGUGUCAAAAUUCUUUGUGACAACCUAAUUGCAUGUACCGGUAGUAAUUAUCUAUAUGUUUAGAAAAUCUUUCAAAUUGUUGUCUAUGAUAAAAUAAAACUUGAAUUUUUAUUUGAUAUAGUCAGACCAUGGCUUGCACAAAAGGAUGUCUUCAGAUUCUGACAUAUCAAAGAAGUUGAUAAUGUUAUUUUACUUUCAAUGCAAUUAAAGAUGUGCAGAAUAUCAUAAUCAUUAUAAAUAUAUUAAUUGAACAUGUCUAACACAGGAAAGGAAAAAUUACAUUUCUUUGCAUUCAUUCUGAAUCUGCCAACUAAGAAAUGCAUUCAUUUUAUUUAUUUUCGUUUCUCACCUUUCAUUAUGCAAAUUUAUUUAUGUUGUUUGGCUUGUUUUCAAUGCCUUUGUCUAGAAACUAAAUUCAAAUGUCCAACAUAUAAAAAUAUACUAACUGCAAUCCAAAAAGCUAAUAUGAAAAAAAUAUAUUUUUAAGAAUCUUUUUUCCAAAAGCUAAAAGAAAUGAAUGCAAGACUUUCAUUUUUGGACUUAAUAAUCGCUCGUUAUACCAUUCUUAGUAAUAUACAUGCAAAUGUCAUUUUUUCGGACUGAAAAAAAAUUAAAUUUUUUUUAUGUAAUGAGGAAUAAAUUUCAUAUGAUAUACAUAUAUAAUAUAUAUAAUGUGGUAUAUAUACGAGUAAGCUUUUUUUAAUGAUAUUGAUUUAAAUAUCAAGCACCAACAUUUUAAAAAGUAUACAAAUUUUCUUAUUUUUACUGGUUAGAUAGAAUGAGGUUCAGGAGUGAGGAUAUAAUAAUUGUAAUGGGAAUAAUUAAUCAGAAUUAAUCAAUUGACAUAUACUGUAAUACAUUACUGAUGAUAUGUGUUGUUUUUGGAAUAUUGAUAAAGAGCAUUGUAGCAGAUGUUUUUAUAAUUUGGCAAGAAUAUUCUAGCUAAGGAUGGCAUUUGCUGCCUUUGCUUGUCAGCUUGGCCAUGUAAGCUAUAAAUUGUAUUUUACUAUGUAUUACAAAUUAUACAAUAUUUUAUUAUAUGCCAUUUUGACUGAUAAAUGUUAAACUUUCAUAAGAUUCCAUACAAUGGCUCUACUUGAUAUAGCUUAAGAUUUUUAGUCAUAAACAUGUUUACCAUUUAUGUUGAGUUAAAUGUCAACAAAAUAUUAGAUAACAGGCAUUAAGAAGUAUGUGAUGGCUGCAUUUUUUAUACUGUAGACAAUUUUUUCCACUGGCAUUUAUCAGGAUUUAAAUUUUAAAAGAGAUAAUAUUGCACAGCAUGAAAAACAGGUCAUCGUUUUCACGUACCUGCUUUAAUGUUGUCAAGGUACCUCUCAUAAUGCAACAUACUUGUCCAUGACUGUGAGUCAGUUUGCUAGAUGCAGGUAGGUCUAACCUACUAUUAUAGCAAUGUUUAUUAAAAUGCUUCACUUCUCUCAACGUCAUGUGUAAAAUUAAUUUGCAAAAUAGAAAUACUUUUUGAACUUGUUAUUUUUUCAGUAAUUUGAAUACCAAAAUUUGAAAAACUACUACUUUUAUUAGUAAAUAACUAAAUUAUACAAUACUGUGUUUGUAUUUGGUACUCAUACCACAUUUAGCAUUAAUUUACGUACCCUUAAACACGAUUUCCAUACAAUCGCUACACGCUAUUACUGACAGCUUUCGUUGAAGCUGAUUGGUGAUUGGUCGGUCGAAUCAGGGAGCCUUCUCGAUUGCAUCGGGUACUGCUACGAAAACACUGUAGCGUCAGUGUAGCGAUUUUAAGGAAGCCAGGCAUUCUAGUUGGUACUAUCACUUAGUCCUAUAUCAAAAUUGUUUUUUUUUUGUUUGCAUCAUGAUCAUUGAAUAUAUACAGUACUCAUCAAAUGAUUUGCCUGCCCCUGGAAAAAAAACCUGCAAAAACUACACCAUAUUUUACAGUUUUCUAUCAGAGCUCCACAACCCAUAUUUUUGUAUUUUUUAUUAUUGGUUUAUGUUGGAAAAAUAUUUAUUCUAUGUUGAGCUAUAAUUCCAGGAUGAAUGCAGCUAUUAUCCUAGAGUUACAUUUGUAGUGCAUUUAUCAGUUUUAUGUAAAAUGUUUCUGUCAUAGAAAAUUCAUUAAUAUACGUACAAUACAGUCUAGAUUUAGUAUGAUUUAAGAAUAUUUUUUGAUAAUCAUAUGAAAUUUUAAGAUUAUCUGUGUAGACAAUUAUAUAAUUUACUGAUAUUUAUAAAUUCCAUAUAUAAGAGGGUAAAGGACAAAAUGGUUAUGUGUAUUAUAUAUGUAAAUGUUUUUUGUCCUUAUUCAAAUGUAUUUUUAUUUUUUAAUUUACCCCAACUCUAGCGAGAAUUGAUACUUGUCUUAGAGUCUGCGUUCUAUGUGUAUGACAACUCGUUUUGUAUAUCUCCCAAGUUGAACUAUGAAAUAUAUAUCAAAAUUAGUUUUAAAUGAUAGUACUGUGUUCCGAAUGGAAUUAAAAUUCAGGUUUAUAAUCCUGCUCGCUUACCAUAGCAGUAUGAUUAUACAGCUAUUCUUGUUAUUGUUAUGAAAAUCCGGUUAGCUCUUUUCAUGUGGAUGGUAUUUCCAUAUAUGGGCAUAUGUAUCUGCUGUUAGCUUCUUAAUUAGUCAGGCUGCAUUGGCUGUCAGCCAAUCAGCUCUCAUAAGGUUCUGUGCAUAUAUGUAUAUAUAUAUAUAUAUAUGUAUUUGAAUGACCUUUGUAGUGAAAGAGGUCAGUUGCUAAUUAAAAUCUUCAAAUGAAGAUGUUAAUAAAAUAUAGAUUUUUUUUUUCAUUAAUUUAGAGAAAAGUUCAUUCUAAAAAAUGCAUGAACAUUAUUUUUUUGGUAACCAAAAUUUUCUAUUCAAAAAUUUGCACUAAUUAUGAAUUAUUUUAUAUCUAAUUAUUUUACACUAAUUUUAAUUUUUAAAAAGGCACAUCCGUCUUCAUCUAUUGUAUAUGUAUAU
Anneissia japonica is the source of this 5849-nucleotide messenger RNA. Its product is annotated as Krueppel-like factor 6. Gene Ontology annotation, molecular function: DNA-binding transcription factor activity, RNA polymerase II-specific; RNA polymerase II cis-regulatory region sequence-specific DNA binding. Gene Ontology annotation, biological process: regulation of transcription by RNA polymerase II. NCBI's taxonomy places the organism in Eukaryota, Metazoa, Echinodermata, Crinoidea, Comatulida, Comatulidae. The coding region runs from base 185 to 1045 and encodes 286 amino acids. The transcript has 3 exons. The record is from RefSeq and is a predicted model, not a curated record.